Gamsiella multidivaricata is the source of this 171-nucleotide messenger RNA. RefSeq lists its product as uncharacterized. Lineage: Eukaryota; Fungi; Mortierellomycota; Mortierellomycetes; Mortierellales; Mortierellaceae. The transcript is spliced from 2 exons. The record is from RefSeq and is a predicted model, not a curated record. The coding region runs from base 1 to 171 and encodes 56 amino acids.
AUGAAAAACCAUGUUAAAUAUAGCGACGAGCGGUUCUGCCAUAGACGAGUGGCCCGCCUGGACAUGGACGUAGACGUGCAGCAACAGCAACAGCAACAGCAACAGCAACAGCAACAGCAACAGCAACAGCAACAGCAACAGCAACAGCAACAGCAACAGCAACAGCAAUAG